AUGGUGUCUACCUCAGGAGAUUUCCAGCUGUCCGUAACACUUCGUGGCCACGACGAGGAUGUGCGGGCACUGGUCUUUCCUACACGCAAAUUACUACUCUCGGCGUCUCGCGACAGCACAGUAAGGCAAUGGAGUCUCACUGCACCAAACCCACCGACAUACGACGACACUAUUGCACUUCAAGGCCAGCAUUGGUUCAACGGUCUUGCCUAUUCGCCACCCUCAAAAGCAUUUCCGGAAGGCGCUGUAGCAGCCGGAGGCCGAGAAACAUUCGUAUUUGUCAAGCAUAUUGGCAGUCCGCCUGAUGCUGAUCCACAUCGCCUUCUCAUUGGCCAUGCUGGUAAUGUUACCUGCGUAGCGUUUACCCAGGAUGGAAGCAAGGUGAUAAGUGGCGGCUGGGACAGUCAAGUCUUCGUGUGGGAUAUUGAGGCUGGUAAUGUUGUCGCUGAGCUUAAAGGUCAUGGUGCGCCAGUGUGGGGAGUGAUGGUGUACGACGAGAAGUUCAUCUUGACUGCCUGCGCGGAUAAGAUGAUACGAUUAUUCGACGUCAACGGCAAAAGUCUCGCCACGAUCAAGGGCCACACAGACGUUGUGCGGUGUUUCUGCAAAGUACCCACGGGGCACUGGUCCGGAGCAGCAUUUGCAUCAGCAGGCAACGAUGAAAUCAUUCGGUUAUGGACUCUGGACGGCACUGCCAUGGGCGAGCUGCACGGCCACGAGGCUUACAUUUACAGUCUUGCGAUUCUGCCGAACGGCGACAUCGUGAGCUCUUCAGAAGACCGGACUGUGCGCAUAUGGCGGGCUGGCAAAUGCAUCCAGACCAUAACACAUCCUGCCAUCAGCCUGUGGGCAGUGGCCGCAUGCUCUGAGACUGGAGAUAUCGUGACUGGUGCAAGCGACAAGAUCAUUCGUAUCUUUUCGCGCGAUCAAGAACGACAAGCUGAUGCUGAGACGAUUCGCAACUUCACCGAGAGCAAUCGCAUGUACGCAAUACCUGCUGAGACUGCUAGUCAAGGCCAACCUUUUCAGAAAGAGAACCUUCCUGGUCCCGAGGCAUUGCACUCGCAAACAGGUGAGAGGGACGGGCAGCAACUGCUCAUCCGCGAGAAUGACGGCAGUGUGACUGCCCAUCUCUGGUCGAGCUCGACGAGUCAGUGGAACUUGAUCGGCACAGUGGUCUCAGGUGAGGGUAGUGGCGGCGAGAAGAAGAGCCACGAAGGCAAGGAGUAUGACUAUGUGUUUGAUAUCGAUAUCGAGGAUGGCAAGCCUCCACUCAAGCUACCAUACAACUCGACAGAGAGUCCAUGGGAUGCCGCAAAGAGGUUCUUGGAGAGGAACGAGUUGCCGAUGUCAUACUACGAACAGGUCGCGAACUGGAUCUCGGAUAAUACCAAAGGUGCUCGCAUCGGGCAAUCAAAUCAGCCUCCGCCACCUCAGCAGGAUCCGUGGGGUACGGAGAGGAGAUAUCGCCCUGGUGAUGCUGGAGAUGGCUCUACUUCGGGUCAAAAGAAGUUGCCGCAACGAAGCUUCGUUACCAUCCUCGAAGGCAACGCUCAAAAUGCAAUCAGCAAAGUUACAGAGCUGGCCAAGAGCCAGCAAGACAGUACAUCGUCCAUCAGCGAGCAAGAUCUGUCGGAGCUGCAGAAGCUCGCGGACCAGCUGAGCAAAAGCCCAUCCGACCCUCAUCCUACACAAAGUCAGAUCAACACACUCUUCGUACCGGUUGCACGUUGGCCUGUCAAGGAUCGUGUUACAGCCAUCGCCCUCCUUGCAAGACUAGCAGUCUCACCUUCCUUCGUCACUGCUACUUGCUCGGGGGAGAACUCGAUUGUCCAGAAUCUGGUCUCAGCUGGUCUGUUGCAGCCAAAUCAGCCUACUGCGAACAACGCCGUACAUGCCAUCAGACUUCUCGUCAACCUGUUCGCCUCAGAUAACGGUCGUCUCAUCGUGGACGGCGAGUUCGACUUCAUCCUCAAGCUCGUCAAGCCAUUCGCCGAAAACCCGGAAUCACCUGCUCAGUACAAAGCUCUUGCAUCACUGUACCUCAAUUUUUCCGUCCUGCUUACCUCAGGUGCACCUUCCACAGAAGCCGCUCGUCGUGAGGCAAGAGCAAAGGUCUUACUCAUCGAUAUUGCGACUCUGCUUGAGAGCGAGAGUCCGCAUGCCACAGAUGGCGAUGCCUUGUUCAGGGUCUUGUGCGCUCUCGGUACGCUGCUUACGCUGGGUGAUGGUUUCAGGGCUGAGAUGAAGGGUGGUGUUGCUGGGACGCUGCAUCUUUCUGCUUCAAAGCCGGGCGCGCAGCAAGGAACUGUGAAGGAGGUCAUGCAGGAGAUCAGGGACGAGAUACGUAGAAGGCCGUCUGGUAGCUGUAUGCUAGUCAUGGCUGCUGCCGACGUGAACUGA
This is a messenger RNA of Recurvomyces mirabilis, 2403 nucleotides long. RefSeq names its product WD repeat protein Lub1 (gene lub1). Gene Ontology annotation, biological process: ubiquitin recycling; proteasome-mediated ubiquitin-dependent protein catabolic process. The transcript is spliced from 2 exons. Gene Ontology annotation, molecular function: ubiquitin binding. Gene Ontology annotation, cellular component: nucleus; cytoplasm. The record is from RefSeq and is a predicted model, not a curated record. NCBI's taxonomy places the organism in Eukaryota, Fungi, Ascomycota, Dothideomycetes, Mycosphaerellales, Teratosphaeriaceae. The coding region runs from base 1 to 2403 and encodes 800 amino acids.